This is a messenger RNA of Pygocentrus nattereri (red-bellied piranha), 5306 nucleotides long. It is a transcript of the gene zbed4, whose product is annotated as zinc finger, BED-type containing 4. Lineage: Eukaryota; Metazoa; Chordata; Actinopteri; Characiformes; Serrasalmidae. The record is from RefSeq and is a predicted model, not a curated record. The transcript is spliced from 2 exons. Bases 1304 to 5080 code for a protein of 1258 amino acids. Gene Ontology annotation, molecular function: DNA binding; protein dimerization activity.
UCUGUUCCACUGCCACCCAGGAUCUGCUGGGUUCUGCCUCGCGAGGUCUGCGUCUCCGAGCUUUGGGGCCUAGCUACGUGAAAAAGGAGACCUACUUACCAACUCUAAUCGCCCUAAACCUCUUUUGAGGGCUUGAAAAUGACACGAAGUGCGCUUUUGCUUGAAGUUGUCAGUCCUCUGAAUCCAUGUGACAGUACGGCGCCUCUCCUCGCUGUUCCUGUUGUUUUUGUCCGCGCUUAAGAAUCGUUAGAUGUACAGAUAGGUUAGCUAAACGGCUAACGCUGCUAAUAAUUCACUCGCAAGUAACCUAGUACAUUACCUCUACAACAAGAUUAUACCGGGUUUGGUAAUCUGCAGAAAAACUUGUUUUUUUUUAUCAAGAACCUGCUCUGCAACGUUGUGUGUCUUGGGAAAUUGUUUAUUAGAUAGGCUAAUCAAUAAAAACCACCACACACUGCGAUGUUAUUAGCUGAUUGUUCCGAUAAGUUCGUGUUGGGGAACUAGCGUUAACUUAACGAAUUUCCAUGUUCAGUCUGUGUUGGUUGUAAUAAGAAAGCCUCGUUGUCGUUUUCUCUCUCUCUCUCUCUCUCUCUCUCUUUCUUUUUUGUGGUGGAAAACAGGAGCUAUUUUAGACGAGCUGUGAGCAGGGUGUACUGACGAUUCCGGAAAAAGUUAGCUAGCUAGGUUAACCUUGCUGGGUGGACGCUGGGCAGUUUUGGAAAGAAACAUAUUUAAGAAGAAACGCAUUGAGCCCUGAGGACUCAAACAGGAGCUAACGAUAGCUGUCGGGUCUACACACUAACAGCUGCGGCAGCUAGCCUUAAUUCAUUGUUUUGGAUAUAAUUAAGGCCCGAAUCAUGUGUUCUUGUCAUUUUAAUUAGGCUUUACUAAUUCCCACGCCUGUCGACGUUGCGUUUCUACGAUUUUGCUGUUUUUGUUGGUGAGUUGAUAAACAAGUAGGAGGAAAAACGAUAGCAGCACGACUGUAAUCUAGGCUAUCGCUGCUACUGUUCCGGGUUAGGUGACCGAUGGAGCAGAUCUGUCAAGUACAACCCAUGAAACACGCUUGGCAGAAAUGAUUCACAUUCAGCAUCAUGAAGAUUGCACAAAGAGGGCAACUUUCUUAUGCUUUCCUAAAUGGACAAGUCUGAUGUGUCUUCCUCACCCGGAUUUGAAAAUAACACACCACUGUAAAUAUUUGGACAGAUGAUAGAGACAGCCACGCUGAUGACACUUGAACACUUAAAAAGCUGCUUUCAUUAGAAAAAGUAAUUUUUUCCUAGCAGAAAUUCAGUCUGCUAAAAUGGAUGGAGAGGAAGGCCUCUCUCAAAAGACUGAUGAUGUGCACCUGGAACAUAAUGGUUCUUUGGAAAGUGACAAGAGAAAAGAGGCCAAAGAAUCCUGUUUAAAGAUUGAGGGUCAAGAUGGUUAUGUAUUUAAAUCAUACCGCAUUACUCCUCAUGAGAUGACAGAUGCAACAUCCUCUGAUUCUCCCAUAGACACACUGGUUAAAGACUCUUGUUCUAUGUCCUCAUACCUCAAGGGGAUGAUGGAUUAUGCAUCUUCUCAGGUUGAUGGACAUUCAGGAGAUGGUCUGGAAGUAGAGAGCUGCAAUAAGCAGGACUCGCCAGCUUCUCCAACCAUUUCAAUUAAAGACCAGAGCGCUGAAACGGACAAGGACAAUUCAGCAGAUGAACUAAAUGUGCAUAUCAAAGAUGAACCAAAUGAAACAGGUGAAAUUGCUCAGGAGGAUGAAAAGUUGUACUUUGAUGGUGCUGUAGGUCCCUUUGUCACUAAAAGUAAUGAUGAUGACUACGGUAACAUACUGAGUGGCUACUCAAGUACUUUUUACGAUGUUGCAAUGGAUGCUGUCACACAAAGCCUUCUCACGUCUAUUAGAAAUCCUCUUAAUCCUAGAAAGAAGUCUCCUGCUUGGAACCAUUUUUUCAUAUCUCCUCGUGAUAGUACCAAAGCAAUCUGUAUGUACUGUAUGAAAGAGUUCAGUCGGGGUAAAAAUGAGAAAGACCUCAGCACUAGUUGUUUGAUGAGGCAUGUGCGAAGGGCUCACCCCACUGUACUUUUACAAGACAGUGACUCUUCAAAUACUUCAUCCAAUUCUGCCUCAUCUUUAAUACCUUCCAUUAAAUCACCAAAUAAUGGAGACCUGGCAGCUAGCAUUAAUCCCCUCUUAAACAAUCACACCUCACCGUCCACCUCUUUAGCAGAAGCCCCAGAUGUAGCAUCCAAAGAGGCAUUGCAAAAGGUCAAGCCAAAAGUGGAAAAGAAUGCCAAGACUGACUCUGGCAUGGAACCUUCCCCACAUUCCGUCAACAACCACAACGACGAUGCCAUGGACAUUGGGUCUGACUGCUCAGGCUCAACCCAUAAAAGCUCAAGUUCUCGAAGGCGAUCAGCUGUGUGGAAACACUUCUAUUUGUCUCCUGCGGAUAGCUCAAAAGCCGUGUGUAUUCACUGCAUGAAUGAGUUCAGUCGGGGUAAAAAUGGGAAAGACUUGGGAACAAGCUGUCUAAUUCGCCACAUGUGGCGGGCCCACCGAGACAUUGUCAUUGAAGAAAAUGGACAGGGCUCCACCAUUCCACCACCUUAUACCACACCGCCAACACUACUGUCACAGAUGCAGGACCCUGUGGAGAUCAAAAAAGAGCCCAGCUGUACCUCACCUGAAAACAUAUCACAUGAAGUGCCCAAUGAUGACAGUGAAAAUACGGUUGUAAAGGAGGAGGUAAAUGAUGCCACGUAUCAUUCUGAACAGGAAUCUUCACUCAACAUGUCCUUUGACCUUAAAAGUGAAAAUAUACCUCCAUCAUCAUCAUCCCCAGAUGAUUCUGCUGAAGGCCCGAGUCUAAGUCAAGAGCCAAGCUCGGUUUUCCAACAAAACAAAAAAAUAAUGAAAAGGGUAAAAUCAGAGGUGUGGCACCACUUCAUUGUCUCCCCAGUUGACCAACUCAAGGCUUUGUGUCGAUACUGUCCUUGUGUCAUUAGUCGUGGCAAGCGCGGUGACUUCGGCACAAGCUGUUUGAUGCGGCAUCUGAUGAGGCGGCAUCCUGAUGUUCUAAAGAACCAAAAAAGCACAAGCGUCCAAGUGUAUUCACCUCAGUCACUCCAUACUACACUCUCUCCAGAGGAGGAAAUGUCAGCAAGUGCAGCUGACAGCCCUGCUAGUAUGAAGAAACAACGCACUCUACCCAUUUUUAGCAAGAAGACUUCAAAACUGUGGAAUCACUUUUCUAUUUCUUCUGGAGACCCAACAAAGGUGGUCUGUUUGCACUGUAGCCGCACAAUAAGCAGGGGCAAAAAACCAACAAAUCUAGGCACUAGUUGCUUAUUUAGACACAUGCAAAGGUUUCAUGGACAUGUGCUUGAAAAUAAUAGUAGUAUCUCAGGUGAUGUGUCAUCUGCUGAAAUCACAGUAAAGCAGGAGCUUAUGGACACUUCUGCAUAUGAGGAAAAUAAUGAGAAAUUUGAUGAUUGCCACCCAGUUGCCAAAAAAAUCACCAAACUCAUUGCAGAAAUGCUUGCACUGGAUCUUCAGCCAUCAGCUGUGGUGGAGAACAUUGGCUUAAACCGAUUACUGGAAUAUCUCCAACCACAGUAUUCUGUACCCUCUUCAUCUUACUUCACCAGCACUGCCAUACCAGAAAUGUACGAAAGCGUGAAAGAGGUUGUCCUGACACACCUCAAGGAGGCUGAGAGUGGAAUUAUCCAUUUCACAACAAGCGUAUGGGUGAGCAGUCAAACUCGGGAAUACCUGACUCUUACGGCCCACUGGGUGACGUUUGAGUCAUGUGUCCGACCUCAGGGCCAAGAUUUCCACUGCUCAGCUCUGCUUGGUGUGUCCCCAAUAGACUGUGAUUACAAUAUGCUGAGCAUACAGAAGCAGCUUGAGUAUCUUUGGGACACCUGGAUUGCUUCCUCAGGCCUGCAGAUUGGAUUCAUUGUAACUGAUAAUCAAGCCAUAGGAAACGUGCUGGAGGACAGUGCUCAUACCAUCAUGCAUUGUUUUGGUCACAACAUAGACCUCAUUGUUAAUGAAGCCAUAAAAAGUCAGAGGAUGGUCCAGAACUUGUUGAGCAUUGCACGAAAGAUCUGUGAGCGAGUACACCGUUCGCCAAAGGCAAAGGAAAAGCUAGCAGAACUGCAAAAAGCCUAUAACCUGCCUGAAAAUCAGCUGGUCCAGGAUGUUCCCUCCAAGUGGAAGACCUCAUAUUUCAUGCUUGACAGAUUAGUUGAGCAAAAGAAAGCCAUUGACGAACUGUCUUUAGAGUGCAAUUUCAGGGAACUUAUAAGCUGUGACCAGUGGGAGGUGAUGCAGUCAGUUUGCAACGCUCUAAAGCCCUUUGAGGUGGCCUGCAGGGAGAUGAGUAAUCGCACUGCUACUCUUGGACAAGUCAUACCACUCAUUCAUAUCCUUAACCGCAAGAUAGACAUGCUUUUUGAUGAGACUAUGGGUAUUGACAACAUGCUUAAGUCUCUGAAAGAGGCCAUGGUGACCAGGAUGUCUCCCACACUUCAUGACCCACGUUAUACAUGGGCAACCAUGCUGGACCCCCGGUACAAGACCUCCCUGUUCACAGAGGAGGAAGCGGAGCGGUGCAAGCAAGACCUCAUACAAGAACUCGAUAAGGUAUCCAUAGCUACCUCUGCAGAGACUAAACCUUCAUUGUCCAACGGAUGCAGUGAGGUCCCAGCUUCAUCUAACAGUUCAGCUGCAAACAAGGACAACCUCUGGGCCUUGAUGGAUGACAUUAGGCAAAAGAUUAAGCAAGAAGACAGACCAAAGUCGUCAGAGCUUGCUGUUCUGGAGUACUUGGAGGAAGACAUCCUUGAUCAGAGCUGUGAUCCUCUGGAUUAUUGGAAUCUCAAGAAGUUCUUGUGGCCUGAACUUGCCAAAGUAGCUGUACGUUAUGUUGGUUGUCCACCCAGCAUUGUACCAGCAGAGACUCUGUUCAGCACGUCAGGUGUGAACUGUGCCCUGAAUCAAUCCAGACCAUUGAUAGAAAAUCUUGAAGGACUCUUAUUUUUAAAGGUCAACCUUCCUUUGAUAUAUUUUCAAUAUUGAGACCUUUUUUAUGCGUGCAAGCUUAUUUCUUAGACCCUGAUGAACCCUGACCAAGGACCAAAUCGCUUCUGAGAUGGCCCUUUAAAAUAUUUUACACUGAGGUUUAGAUUUGGUAUACAGAGCAAAUAGAUCAUGUUAAUUUAAAUAAAUGCUUUGUAUGUGUACUACUGUUCAACACUUAAUAACUGGAGUUGGUCUGAUAACCGGUGAAAAGUGUUUUCAGGGA